UCCAAUGUUAGGACUUCUUCGUACUUUAAGUCAAUCAAGAGCAAUCAAUGGAGAUGCAUUUGAAUCAUUGUCCAUACUGAUAAAAAAUAAUAGAAAAGCAGACGUAUUAGUUACUAAUUUAUUAUUUCGACCAUUAAUCAUAUUUUUAAAACCAAAAUACUAUCGAAUAUUCAUGCAAUAGUAUUAAGAUUAUAGUAAAUUCCCCAUGAUAGUAGAUAAGAGAUUGAUAUCAAAAGGAAUGCUUAUGGAAGGAGGAGCAAAGUGGAAACAAUAAAGAAGUCUUUUAGGAGCUCAUUUUGAAUACAACAAGCUUAUCAAUCUCAUACCAAUGAUAAAUGAUGUUGCAUAAAGGAAAUUAACUAAUCUACCAAAUUCAAUAUUUCCAGUUAUGAAUAUAGCUUCAUCAAUCACAGGGGAAGUAGUACUUAGAGCAUUUUUUGGAGAAGAUAUUGCCUAAUUAAGUCUAAAUGGAUAAGACCCUUCAUAAUGCGUCACACAAUUGAUCACUAGAUUUGGACAAUUAAUCACUGAAUCUAAAUUAUUUUAAAUAAAGAGAGCUUUACUUGAAGAAAAAGUAUUCAGUCUAUUUCCAAGAAAAAUAGAAAAAGAUCUAUAUGAACUUAAUACUGUUAUGUUAGAUCAUAUGAAAAAGGCAAUUUAAAGUAGAAUGGACAAAUUAAAAGAUUGUAAAGACAUUGUACAUAAGGAUUAUCUUGAUGUUUAUUUAGAUGUAUAUCUAAACAAAAAUGAUUAAAUGAAUCCUCCUAUCACAGAAGAUGAAAUUUUAUAAUAGUCUAUUACACUUUACUUUGCAGGGACUGAAACUACAGCAAAUUUAGUAACAACAGCAUGUUAUUUCUUGGCUGAGAAUCAACAUCUUUAAGAAGAAGUUUAUUAAGAAAUUCUUGGUGUAUUGAAUGGAGAAUAAAUAAUUACAGCUAAACAUUUAUAAAAUCUAUAAAAAGUUACAGGAUUUUUAAUGGAAUGUCUCCGAUUAAAACCAGUGGCUCCUAUGUUGAUAUCCAAAUAAGCUUAGAAGGAUUUAUAUAUUAAAGAUAUUUUCAUAAAAAAAGGUAGAAAUAUAAUAAUAAUAAUCAAUAGGAUGGUAUGUCAAUUAUAUGGUAUUAUCUAAUGCAUAAAAUAAGAAAUAUUUUUCAAAUCCAAAAAAAAUAGAUAUAACAAGAUGGAAAUCUGAUGGAACUUUAAAAGAUUCUAACAUAGAUCCAUUUGCUUUUGUACCAUUUUCAGCUGGAGGCAGAAAUUGUAUAGGUUAAUAUCUAGCAUUAAUUGAGAGUAAAAUUGUUAUAUCUAAAAUAUUGAUGAAUUAUAAGUUGAAAUUAAAUGAAAAGAUUAUAAGAACAGAGUGGAUAGCUAAAAUUACUUAUGGUUUAUCAAAUCAAGAUUACAUAACAUGGGAGGCAAGAUGAUU
This is a messenger RNA of Paramecium pentaurelia, 1429 nucleotides long. Lineage: Eukaryota; Ciliophora; Oligohymenophorea; Peniculida; Parameciidae. The record is from the annotation of a GenBank genome assembly.